This is a messenger RNA of Manduca sexta (tobacco hornworm), 3396 nucleotides long. Its product is annotated as leucine-rich PPR motif-containing protein, mitochondrial. Gene Ontology annotation, molecular function: protein binding. The record is from RefSeq and is a predicted model, not a curated record. The transcript is spliced from 16 exons. Bases 85 to 3261 code for a protein of 1058 amino acids. Lineage: Eukaryota; Metazoa; Arthropoda; Insecta; Lepidoptera; Sphingidae.
UGACAAGCCCUUGACUUUAUUGACAGUUGACAGUAAAUUGUUUUGGUUUUUUUGAAUGUGGAUAUUUCACUGAAAAUUAUUAAAAUGUGGAGCGGUCGCAGCCUAACUGUCGCUAAAUUUGCGAGAUUUACUCUUCAUAAGAAAAUCCCCAUAAACAGAAAAAAUGUAUAUGUCCCAUGUCAGUGUUUAUUUGGUAACCAAUAUUUUAGAUUUGUCACCAGUCAUCAAAACACAAACUAUGUAGAAAAGACUCCCAAGAUAUCAAGCACACUUGUCAAUAGAGGUAUUAAUAAGGACUCAUCAAAAGAACCUAUUAGAAACCCUGUCUCGUCCGAAGAAUUACUUGAGAAGUUCAUCGCUGGCCUAUCUACAGACAUCCAUCAGAAGAACAGGGUUUACAAAAAUGAUUUAAUGCGUGUCAUACUUAAGAUUAAAGAAUCAAACUUUUCCACUAAGAAACAGGGUCUGUUGCUAAUAAGGUGCUGCGCUGAGCUAAUGCCAGACGAAAGUUCGUCAACGAAGAUGACAUUGGUUGAGACAAUAUGGAAUACAAUAAAACCUCACACAAAAUUCGAAGUUGAACAUUACAACGAACUACUAAGAGUGUACAUAGCUAACAACAGAAUGUUGAAUGUCAGUUCAUUCAUCAGCCAAAUGGCUCCUGUCAAGCCAAACAUAACUACUUAUGAACUGAUACUAAAGGCUCUUGGAGAGGCUGGUGACUUGAACCAAGCCACAGAGGUCAUAUCCAAUAUGAAAGCACAAGGUUUACCAGCAACUGAGAGCAUUUUCAAUUCUCUUAUAGUGUGUCAAGGGAAAGCUGGCAACCCAAAUAACAUUCAAGAAGUGUUAACGAUGAUGAAAUCUCUAAAACUAGAGCCCUCAGUCGACACCUACACAGCUAUAGCCCGAGCUCUAGCCUUUAACAAGAAGACAGAUAAAGUUCUUGAAGAAAUGGAUAAGGCACGAAGAACUGGUUAUCAGUUUGAGGAAACACAUAUUAUGGAUAUUGUUAAAACUCUUGCCGUUCUUGGGAAUUAUGAACCUAUACCAAAAAUUCUUCGCUACUUACCUGAGGAAACUCUCAACUCACCAUCAAUAUCUGCCUACAUGCAAAGCGUUUGCACAUAUUUGGUGUUCCAAAAUCAUCCCUUGGUGGCACUGGAGGUUUAUAAAUGUCUACCACUGCCGUCUUUUGGACCUAAAGACGACCGAGGUCUCCAUGGUCGGAGUUUGGUCCGCGAUUGCGUGAAGGCUUCCGUGCCAUCCAGCGUCGUCGCCUUAGUCACACAAGAGCUAAUGUCUUCCGGAAGGAACCCUAUAGCACUGCAAAACGCUUCCGAAGCGGCGCUACAGCUGGGCAAAGUUCCCCUAGCAUUAGACUUAUUCACUAGAAUGAAACAAAUAGGCAUGCCACUCCGUCCGCACUACUUCUGGCCUUUAUUACUACUCUCAUCCAAGACUGCUGGAGAGAAAGGGAUAAUGGACACUCUAACAACGAUGGUGGGAAUGGACGUGAAGCCGGAUUAUGAAACUAUAAUGGACUACACUUUGCCGUACGUGAGUUUCACAUCGCCGCAGAAUUUGAUGAAGAAGUUUCAAGGAGCCGGUGUGAGUGUGACCACUGUGUUGACUCCGAUGAUGGAGACGCUCUUGAACACGGGACAAGUCAGAGCUGCCAGUGAGAUUUGUGAAUUGUUCCAAGGCAAAGUGGACGCUGAGAGAAUCUUAAAGCCGUUACUAAAAGGUUACUUUACAAGCGUCGACACAAAAAGUACGGUUCACAUACUAGAAGAUAUUUUGAUGAAAGCCUUGGACAAGCAAAAGGAUUGGACCGGUAGAUUUUUGUGUGUAUUCAUGCAGCACAGGAAAGUGCAAGCUGAUCUGUCGGAUUUCUUUAGUUUAGUGAAGGCAAUAAGAGAGUCUAAGUUAAAAAUAUCGACAUCGGCCGCGGACUAUUGCAUGAGCAGACUGCCGGAACGAUAUGACGAGGAGACGGCCGCGUCCUUCAGGGAUCAACUUAUUGACAUAACGGACGAGACACUUGUUGAUGAAGGGGAGAUGUUUGUGACGCAUAUACCGCAUCCUAAACACAUGAACGAGGAGUCCCUCCGGGCGCACCUGAGCGAGCUGGAGGCGAAGGGCAUGAACACUCGCGGCGUGCUGCGGCGCCUGCUGCAGCAGUACUGCCGCCAGGGGAACCUCAAGGCCGCCAGGGAGAUCGCUGAUAAGUGCCAAAAUGAAGGGGUAUUCUUAUCCCCUGGAAUGAAAGCGGCCAUAUUCGACCUCCACGUCAAACUAGGCGAGUUGGAUUUAGCCGAAUUAGCCCUCGCGGAUUUGAACAAAACAUCACCUAACUUCAUGUUGGACGAAUUCAAAGUUAUCGAUUUUGCAACACUAAUGGUGUAUCGAAAGAAUAUCAAGAAAGCUUUCGAUUUGAUUAACGAGGAGUCUAAGAGAAGGCGUGUGGUGGGAGGUCGCGGGUUGGCCAUGAACUGCUGGCGGCUGCUCGACGCCACGGCGGCGCACGGGGCGCUGCAAGAUGUCCGCAAGAUGUUCGAGUUACUGACCUCGCAGAGGUAUUGUAAGCCGACCAACGCGUUGCUGGGACCUUUGAUACGCGCCCAUUUAAAACACGAUAAUCUCCAAGAAGCGGUACAAGAGUUUGUACGUCUCGCGAAUAAAUAUAACAAAACGCCUCUAAAACAUGAGCUAUUGUGCAAAAUACUGCAGACCAUGAACGAUGGACAAUCUGAAGACAAUUUCCUCACAAACGAGAGGUCCAAUGGAAGACUGAACAAAUUAGCACAGACUAUAUUAAACAUCGAUAAGAAAGUCCACGGCCCCGGCGAUGUACAGCUGACACUAAUAGCAGCGCUAGCAGAAGUCGGAUACAAGAAGACGCUUCGCAAGCUGUUCCUAGAUCCGACAGUAAAGUUCCACCCAGACGCGUUAUCACGAAGAUGCGAGCGAUUUGCAGACGAGAAGAAAGUGAAUGCGCUAGAGACGAUAGCCAUGUGUGCGAAAGACCUUCGCCAUGUCGAUGUCGAUGAAAUAUACGAGCUUAUACUGGAUAUACACCAACGCGACGACAACUAUCAAGAAGCAAUGUCAUUAUGGACGCGAAUGCAAGAAGCGGAUAUACCACCCUCGCAAAAGUUCGUGAGAAACCUCUGUUCAGUCAUCAAAGCCAAUAACAAGGACGUGCCUUCAGAGUUGAGUAUACUUCUCGACAAACAAGCUCAUGCAUCGUCAUCGUAAACUAUUUUUAAAUAACCUUGUCAAUAAAUGUUAUCAGGAAUCAACUAAUCGCUGUCUUGUCAUAUCUGCAUCAUUUAAUUUUAUGCCUUCGGUAUUAAAAUAAUAGUCAUCAUUGGCAUUAGCGUAAUCCCAAAA